AUGCCGCGCGCCUUUUCCACGUCGGUGGUCUUCCCCUGUGCGUUUGCGCAGGCGGCGACAGCGGUAUGGUUUAAAUACCCCAAUCCCUUUGCGGAGCACGUCCAGUCGAUCGAUGUGCUGAACCGCACGAUCUGCCCCCACACUGGCGUACUGCGGACCGAGCGCAUUAUGACGGUCGAGCAGAGCACGCCGAAGUGGAUCAAGCAGAUCCUCGGCAUUGAUGGCGCGACGUACGUGCGUGAGGUGAUCACCGUCGAUCCCCACGUGCCAGCGGUGCGCAUGGAUAGCACCAACCUAUCCUACAGCGAGUACCUGCUCGUGAAAGAGAAUAUCCAGUACCUCCCGGUAGACGCGGAGGGUGCGCAACAUACCCGCUUUGACCAGGCUGCCGAUAUCGACUGCCACGGCCUCACCAAAGACUCGGACAGGGGCCUGGGCCUCCUUGCGCGCGCCGGCCGCGGCGUCGAAGACGCGAGCUACGCGCGCUUCCGCGAGAACGCCGGCCGCGGGCGGUCGGGUUUUGCGCAUGUGCUCGCGAUGCUGUACGGCAGCGCCACCGAGCCCCCGAAAGAGCAAUACGAGCCCAAGGUAGUAGGCUAG
Molecule: messenger RNA, 600 nt
Organism: Malassezia japonica
Lineage: Eukaryota; Fungi; Basidiomycota; Malasseziomycetes; Malasseziales; Malasseziaceae
Exons: 3
Coding region: 1-600 (199 amino acids)
Biological process (GO): phospholipid transport
Cellular component (GO): mitochondrial intermembrane space
Molecular function (GO): phosphatidic acid transfer activity
Source: RefSeq, a predicted model, not a curated record